AUGUAUGUAAUAAUUUUACAACUUAUUAUCAUUAUCGGAAUUACAAUUGUGAAUACAAUCUAUUUAUAUGAUACUGAAGAUAGUACAUUGAUAGAAGUGUUUGAUUGUAUUCAUGUUGCGGACACACAUUAUUGUCGUCGAUCCAAUCAACCUAUACCGUUGAAACGAAACCAAAGGCAAGGACAAUGUUACCAUAAUGGUACAUCGUAUUCAUUCGCCAAACUUCGAUCUACGAAUAUCAGUGUUAGAACUAUUUUGCAUCAAUGGAGAUCAAGUAUUGAAAACGUAGAGCUAUAUGCUCGAUAUUUACGACAAGAUAAUCCUUCGAUCGAUGAUGAUCAGAGUACUCUUUGUCAAUGUACAAAUCCAUAUUCGUUCGGAAAAAACUGUGAAUAUUUUUUACCCAUCGCCAAUGAUACAUUCGAAGCUACACUCGAUUGGGAAUUACAGGUGCAACAUUCUCAUGAAGAUUAUGCUCAAUAUUACAGUGACAUACUAUGUUAUACUACGUUGGUAUGUGAUUCAGGUAGUUUGUGUCUUGAUUGGCGUGAUAUUUGUGACGGGAUUCAGCAAUGUAUAUAUGGUUAUGAUGAAGAAGUGUGUGAUCUUCUUGAAUUUAAUGAAUGCGAAGAUCGUGAAUAUCGUUGUAUGAAUGGAAUGUGUAUUCCUGAAGAAUAUUUUCUCGAUGGUGAUUAUGAUUGUAUGGACUUAACUGAUGAAAAACAAUCAUUCAAAGAUACGAAUUGUGCUUAUCAACGGGCUAAUAUUGCAUGCGAUGAUCGAGUUUGUUUACCAUAUCAAUGGUCAUGCGGUGAUGGGCAAUGUGUUGAAAGUCGAUUUGCUUUUCAAAAAGUUGCAUUCGGUCAACAUUCAUGUAUUAGUCGACGUGAUCAAUUUUAUAUGUGUGAAAUAAAUUUUUUUGAGAGACAAUGGACAUUACAUAAUGGAAAAUGUGUUCGAUCAAGAGAAUCCAUUGGAUGGAAUAAUCAAAAUAUGGAUAGCCUUGAGAAAUGUUUAUAUUAUUUUAAAUGUCAACUUACAGGAGGAUUAGAAAAACAAUGUCCAUGCGAUGAUAUAUCGUCUUGUAGUAAAUAUCUUAUCUCGUACUGUCCUACAGUCUUUAACUAUCCAAUCGAUCAAGUUGUUACUUCUUAUAUAACGAGUAUCUACUCUAAUAUACAUAAUCACUAUGUGAAAAAUCCAAAUAUUUUCUUAAUUCAUGGAAUUAUCAAAUGUCGAGGAUUUUUAAUUGAAGGAUCGAUUAGAAUAUCAUAUCAGGAACAAUUAGAUCUUCGUCAUUUAGAAUCUGAGUUGUGCAAUUAUUCUUCGUUUGGUCAUAUGCUCAUUGAGGCUGGUUAUGAUCGUGAUUGUUAUCGAGAUUCAUUAACAUGGACUCAUCGACCAUAUUAUUUUGUUGACGUAUGCCAAUAUUCUAAAGAAUGUAUUUCUGCCUAUCGAAUCAAAGAUGGUAUUCGAAAUUGUGCUGAUGGAAAGGAUGAAGAACAAAAUCCUGUUAAAGUUAUACGAAGUUGUUCUCCUAUAAAAAAGCAUCGUUUUCGUUGUUCGAUUAAUGAACCUACUUGUUUAUUUGUGAAUAAACUUGGUGAUGGUAAAGUUGAUUGUCAAAAUAAACACGAUGAAUCAUUGCUUGAGACAAAUUUACCUCUUUCAGAAACCAUUUGCAAUGACCAAUCGAAAAAGGAUUGCAAAUUUCUUCGUCAAUAUAUCGAAAAAUCAUGGGAAAUCAACUCAUCCUCCAAUAUCGUUAAUGACUUAAAUACAGUCAAAAUAUCUUUUCGUCAAUUUUGCGAUACAUUCUAUGAUUUACGAUCGAAAAAGGACGAAGAUUUAAAUACUUGUAAAAAAUGGUGGACAUGUCGUGAGGAACAAUGGCAGUGUCAUACUGGACAAUGUAUUGAUGUGGCUUGGGUAUUAGAUGGUGAAUGGGAUUGUAGUGAUGCAUCAGAUGAAGAUGCUAUAUUCUUUUACAAUCAUACAUUCUCAACACGGAAUUUAAAUCUGAUUACAAUGUCGGUUUUACAGAAAAAAUUUAGUAUACUAUAUAAAACACAAGCUUUUUCUGGUAUUUGUAAUUUGACGAAAGAAUAUCCAUGUUUUCGAGUUGGUGUGACUCAUCCAUUGUUCAAUAUAACUUAUGAUCGACCCUGUAUAAAUCUAGAACAGAUCGGUGACGGUUAUGUCGAUUGUAUUGGUGCAUUAGAUGAACGAAUACUCUUCAACACUUGUGAUGAUAAUACGGAUUGUUUAUAUGGUGAAGAUGAAUACAAUUGCGAACGUACUGAAAGAAUCCUCAUAAAUAAUAAUGGAUAUGUGUAUCGUAUAGAAAAACAAAAACAAGUGAAGAACAGUAAAUAUAAAAUACAACAAUCUAAAUUACCUGUUCAUCUCAGUAGUAUUGAAAGGAUUGAUAUAUUUAGUUCAUCAGUACACGAUAAAUCUAUUCCUGUUCAUUCUUUCGUUCCAAUUCAAUCAUUACUACCAUACGCUUGUAAUCGUGGUGUUGGAGUUUUGUUAUUUAGCAAUACAACAAUUUGUUUUUGUCCUCCGCAAUACUAUGGAAACAAAUGUCAAUUUCAUAGUGAUCGAUUAACCAUGAUACUACGAUUAAACUUAUCAGGAUCCAUUUAUGCAGAAUUCAACGAUCCGACAAUUGUUCUUAAAUUACUUGUUCUAUUUAUAUUCAAUAAUCAAACAAUAAUUGCUAAUGAAUUUCAUGCUCGACCUGAUAUAGAAAGUACGAUCGAAAAGAAAUGGAUUGGUUAUGGUAUUUAUUCUCGAUCGAAUGAAUCAAUCAUUUAUAAACGAAAACGAUAUUUUAAUCGUUCAAAUAUUAUUCAUGAACAUCCAUAUACAGUUCGGAUUGAAUGCUAUGAAUUACUUACGAACAAGAAACCACAACUGAUAGCUGUAUGGCAAUAUCCAGUUUAUUUUGACUAUUUACCAUCGUUUCGUUUCUCUAAAGUACUUCGAUUACAUAGACCUAGGAAUGAAAUAUAUCGUCCAUGUUUUAGUAAUCCUUGUACAUCACUAGAAGAAUGCCAUCCACUUGAAAAUCAAAGAUCAACUUAUAUUUGUCUUUGUCAAAAUAAUUAUACUGGAACAAAUUGUUCGACAUUGGAUUCCUUAUGUGUAAAUAAUUAUUGUUCACCACAAGCUUUAUGUAAACCAACGUAUCGUGGUAUUCUUAAUGGUAAUGAAAGACCUCUUUGUAUUUGUCCAUUGAAUACAUUUGGACAUCGAUGCGAGUUAGAAAAUGAUAUUUGUUUUGAAAAUCCUUGUCAAAAUAAUGGUUCAUGUUAUUCAGGUACUAAAACAAAUGAAUUUCUCUGUGUUUGUAAAGCUGAUUUCUAUGGACGACAAUGUGAAGAAAAAAAACAAACAAUACAAUUGAAUUUUCAUGAUUCUAUUCCGCAUCAUGGUGCUACUGUUCAAUAUUUUAUAUUAAAUUCUAAUACAUUCGAUCUUAUUCUUUUAUAUCAACGUGUGUUUAGUAUACUUCCUCAGAAAGUAAAUGAUCUUAUCAGUGAUAUUAAAGUACCUAAGAUAAUUCUGAUUCGAUUCUAUAUAAAUAAACAAAUCAAGAUAUAUUUGAUCGUUUUACAAAUAAAUGCCACUUCAAUUAAUCGAACAAUUUAUUGGUAUGAACAACAACAAUGUUCACCAGCACAUAGUUUAUGGUCGAUAUCAGAAGAACUAUCUCCAAUAAAGUAUCAUUAUCUUUGUUCUAAUAUGAGUGUAUUGGGAUGUUUUUAUGAUGAUGAUUAUUUAUGUGUUUGUAUGAAAGAGAAGGUCAAUGAGACAGAAUGUUUUGGUUAUGAUCAUUAUCUUGAUCAAUGUUCACGUUGUUUAGCUAAUGGACUGUGUUUACAAGAUGAUCCUCUAAAAAUAAAUAGUUUUUUUUUGUCUUUGUCCACCAUGUUAUUAUGUAUUCGCAUCGAUAAACAGUUAUUAUAUGUAACUUUAGCAAUGAUUAUUUUAAUUGUUGGUGGAAUCAAUAACUAUGCUAGUUUUAUCACUUUUAAGCGUCCCAAUUUAUAUAAAUCGGGUGUUGCACGAUAUCUUCUCCUAAGUUCAUUAAUGAGUCAAUGUUCACUUUUAACAUUAUUUGGUGUGAUUAUACUAAGUGUUUUGCCUUCAUUUCUAUCAAGUAAUAUUUCAUGCAAAAUUCUUUCAUAUUUUCUCUCGACAUUUACUCGAUGCACGUGUUGGUUUUUUAGUUGGAUUACUCUCGAACGUCUUUUCCUUGUCCUGUUUCCAUUUAAUCAAUUUUUAAAGAAACCUAUUUUGGCUUCAGUGGUUAUAGCUAUUACCCUGGUUAUUGUUAGUUCUAUGCAUAUUCACGAACUUUUCUUCUAUAUUCGUCUUGAGGAUCCUAACAAACAAAUUUUAUGUGUUGCUAAUUUUACACAACAGUGGUCAGCAUAUAAUCGUUUUAAUUUGAUGGCACAUUACAUCAUUCCAUUUUGCAUUCAAAUCAUAUCUAUUACUAUUCUGAUUGUUCUUAUUGCACGUAGUCGUUCACGUGUAAAACAAAAACGUACGAGUAAAUUUAUUGAACUUUUGAAACAACAAUUCAAAGAGCAAAAGGAAUUAUAUAUUUUACCAUUGGUAAUCAUCAUUAGCAGUUUACCUCAAGUGAUACUCUCGUUUAUUUUUUCAUGUACUGAACUCUCGUCAUGGCAACGACAUACACUACUUUCUAUGUAUUUGUUAUCUUAUGCCCCGCAACUACUUGGAUUUAUCAUAUUUGUCGUUCCAUCAGAGAAUUUCUCGAAAGAAUUUCAAAAAACACAAUUGAGCAAACGUUGUUUAUUUAAAAUGAUUUAUCGGAAACAUACUUGAGCAAAUGAAUGCAUCGCAAUAUGUAUGUUAACCCUUUACCCCCGGUGGAUCAAAAACAGAGACCGGCAGGACGACGAUUCUUCUGUCCCGUCCCGUCUUCAAAAACAUUUGACCAUCCCAUCUUGAGGGUGGGUGGGUGUGGGUGUGGUGUUGGUGUAGAUCAAGACAACUCCCUGACCCACACCCACACCCACACCCUCAAGUAUAAGAGGUGUAUUGACUUGUCACACCUUCAGGUGCAAUCUUGAUGGUUCAUGUUAUGUUCAUAUACUUAAAAACUAUCUUCUUCCUGCUGCUAAACAAG
Molecule: messenger RNA, 5167 nt
Organism: Adineta steineri
Lineage: Eukaryota; Metazoa; Rotifera; Eurotatoria; Adinetida; Adinetidae
Source: the annotation of a GenBank genome assembly